Messenger RNA from Thrips palmi, 1017 nucleotides. RefSeq lists its product as uncharacterized. Lineage: Eukaryota; Metazoa; Arthropoda; Insecta; Thysanoptera; Thripidae. The transcript has 6 exons. The coding region runs from base 1 to 1017 and encodes 338 amino acids. The record is from RefSeq and is a predicted model, not a curated record.
AUGAGCAAAACGAAAGCUCUCCUACAUUGGACAGAGACUGAGCAGGCGAGUGUUGUCGACCUGUCGCUCAUUCGUGAAGAGGACCGCGUCGUCGGAGCUCCGACCGUAGUGAAACAUGGACAAAAAUAUCACAAAGCGAUCGUACGCUUAAUUUCAAGUGAUUCAUUGAAGUUAGAAGAGGCAGAGGAAAAUUUGUGUCUUGAGAUUGAAGAAGCCCUGCAAAAGAAGAAGACGGCAGAGCUGGAAAGUAAGCGAAGGGCUCUCCGCCACAGGAAACCCGCAGCACAGCCUGGAGCGGCUUCGCUCAACCUUGUGGCUUCUGCUCUUGGGGAGAGGUUUAAGCCUACUUCUCAGCAGGCUCCCAAGGUUAAGGAGCUGACCAGUGCCAAGCGGGCAGCCACCAGGGCCCAGAAUAAUGCUCAGGAUGAUGUAGACAGAGAGGCACUGUCAGAAAGUACGCCAAGGAAGCGGUUGUUUUCUGACAAUGUGAACCCACAUGAUGACUAUCUUGAGGACAAUGAUUGUCAAGCCAGUGAUGACGGUAUUGAUUUUCUGGAGGAGAUGGAUAUUGAUGAAACGGAACGCUCAGUUGCAAAUGAACGAUCAGUUACCAAGCCUGAUAGCAAUUGUUGCAGCCAUUGCAAAGACUUGAAGAAAGCAUUGAAUCGGCCGGGGUCAAUGUUUGUGAAAGCUUUGGCUAUUUUUGGCAACAUAGCAACAAGUCCUAAUGUGAAGUAUGCUGAACUGCUCCCUAUACCAGAUGAUAUCCCAAAGUGUGAACUCACCAAGGAUAUGCAGCCCAAAGUCUAUAUCCGGAUUUCAGAUAAGUCUUCAAUUAAAGUCAGUGCUAAAGGUGAUCCAGCCAAAUUAGUGAGACUCACACUGGUUUGUCUCUUUGGGCGUGAAACCUUGCUGAACAAUUAUGUCACCGCUCUUGGCCUAAGACCUGGCACUUUGGGAGUGCGAGAAAAUGUGAGGAACGCUAUGAGAUACACUCACAGUGGCCGCCUUCAAUAA